AUGGCUUCCUCUUGGCCAUCACUCGGCUCCGCUGCUGCAUCUACCACGAUCGCUAAUCAAACCGCACGCGGAGCUUUCGUUGCUGGCGCAAUGACAUCUAACGCGAUUAUGGGUACUGAGCUUGACUUAAUGGCCAAGCCUAAAAUCCGUCUGCACUUCCGCGUUAAUCAGGGCGUCUCCUCGGCUGGUGUCAAUACUACGAAGGGUAUGUCGUUAGCAUCUACUACUAUCUCGUCAGGUAAUACUUGUCCGGUAAGGGUUGCUGCGAUCGCAUGGGGAGCGGUUGUAAACGCGCUGGAACCAACUAUUGAUGGUACUUAUAUGUCAUUUACAACGAGUCGUCUCUAUGUGCCGGUUACGCAUCUAAAGAAUCCUCAAGCUAUUAUCUCGACGCCCGUGAAGAAGGUUCGUUUCAACGAUUGCUAUGGUUAUCUUUUCUACCAACGCGCCGGCAUCGGUAAGCAGUCAACUCAACUUAAUGCAUCCUUCUAUAUACAGCUAUCGGCUAGUGUUAAGAACGCCAAAUACGUUAUUCUACUACCGUUUGCUGAGCAGACGAAUAGUCUCAACUCAGCGGCUGUGCAAGUGUUUCAGAGUCCGUUUGAUAGCGCUCCUUGGACGCUACACCCUGGCUCAUCGAUUAGAAAUUUCAAUGUUCGCAUCGUCUCCAAAAUUAGUGCUAUCAAUGGUGGUCUGACACCUGAACUAGUUAACGGGCUGCUUGGUUACCAGUCGUGGUCGUUGACCAACCGCGUCCUCAUUGCUGAUGUUAGCCGCCUGACGGAGCGUGGUGUCCCUCAGAGCAUCCAAAUUCAAGGCUUUAACGCCGGUUGCGAAGGUGUUAAUAUGAUAGUCCUCGUAAUGAGCGAGCAGGAGCUGACUUAUGAUCGUCUAACAGGAGAGGUUUUGGAUUUUUUACAACUGCUUUAG
Molecule: messenger RNA, 930 nt
Organism: Phytophthora infestans T30-4
Lineage: Eukaryota; Oomycota; Peronosporomycetes; Peronosporales; Peronosporaceae
Exons: 5
Coding region: 1-930 (309 amino acids)
Source: RefSeq, a predicted model, not a curated record